CGGUUAGGAUAUGGAAUCCGAAGUGAGAUAAAAUGAAGGGCGGAUAUUGAUGCAAACCAUUUAGCCGACUUUGACUCUGCUAACUGGUGAGUGAGUGCCUGCCGUUUCUUAAACAGAUCUCUUUAAUCUCUCUCUAAUCUUCAAUUUCUUUCGCUCUCCCACUCGAUAUUGAAAUGGCGGAAUCAAAGUCAUUGAGGAAACCUGUUUUUACCAAGGUGGACCAACUCCGCCCUGGCACUAUUGGUCACACUCUUACUGUCAAGGUUGUCAAUACAAAGAUGGUAUUGCAGAAGGGUCGGGCUGAUGGUCCUCAGGUGCGUCAAAUGCGAAUUGCUGAAUGCUUGGUAGGAGAUGAAACUGGAAUGAUUAUCUUUACUGCUAGAAAUGAACAAGUGGACUUAAUGAAAGAGGGUACUACCAUAACUCUUCGCAAUGCGAAAAUUGACAUGUUUAAAGGAUCGAUGAGGCUUGCUGUGGACAAGUGGGGUCGUGUUGAGGUUGCUGAACCUGCUAAUUUCAAUGUGAAGGAAGACAACAAUCUGUCACUGAUCGAGUAUGAACUGGUUAAUGUCGUUGAAGAGUAACCUUUCGGGACGGCGUUUGCUUUGUUUCUGUAUUGUGUCCCACGAAUAAAAUCGACUCCAGUAAAUGUGUUAUUCUGAUCUAUGCAACAUCUCGUCUUCAAAAGGCUUGUGAAGUUCGCUUUUAGGAAGAAGAAAUCUGGAAGCUAGCGUGUAGUACUCAAAAGUUGCUUCUUGCCUUGCAGCAAAUCCAGCAGAACCUUUUGGUUGCACCUCCAAACAGAUGGUGGUGGCUGUAAAUUUUAGAGUUAAAAACAGCUAGCUUUUAGAACUUGCUUUCUUUUGUUUAGUUUCUCGUGUUUCCCGGCAGCGAACUUGUUUUGUUCUUUGCUUUUAGAUUAUGCUUAAGAAGUUUUAACAUUAUAAAAUGUAUGCCUACAUAUGACUUAAUUUAUCUCUUGCUUGUGUAA
Gossypium raimondii (Peruvian cotton) is the source of this 991-nucleotide messenger RNA. RefSeq lists its product as uncharacterized. The record is from RefSeq and is a predicted model, not a curated record. The transcript is spliced from 3 exons. NCBI's taxonomy places the organism in Eukaryota, Viridiplantae, Streptophyta, Magnoliopsida, Malvales, Malvaceae. Bases 174 to 584 code for a protein of 136 amino acids.